AUGUCACCAAGAAUCUCCAGCACCUUUGGCUCAAGAGUUAUUCUCUUCAAGGCUCAAGAAAACCUUGUUCAAAAAGACCUUUACAAAGUCUUUUGCCCCCCAGACACCUUCCCCCUGUUUGGAGCUCAAACAAUAAUUAAAUCUUCAAUUACACCCAUUGCUACAUCUGACUGCUCUCCAACUACCAAAAAGCAGCAAAUUUUUUAUCUUACAGUACUAGAUCAAUUAGUGAUGAAUUCAACCCGUACAAACUUUGCUACAAAGAGGAUAUCUUCCUUUGUGAUUAACCAUGAUGAAAACCAUAAACAAUGCAUCACAUCAUCAGCCAAAGACGCAAUCAUUGCUGAGCUAAGAUCCUCUUUAGCUCUUUUGAAAGAGGCCUUUGACGAAGUUAAGGAAUCUAACAAGACUUUAAAGUCUAUGCUCCAGGCUCUUAUGAACAAAGACACUGUGGACCCUACAUCCUUGAUAGCAUCCAAACAUGCACCAAAGAACAUUACCAACAGCAGCAGCAACAACAACAACAACAACAACAAAAACAGCAAUAGUAAUGGUGACACUAAAACAAACAGUAUGUCCAAGCAAACAUAUGCUGAUAAAGCCAAGUCCACUAUUGCAGCCACAGUCCCAAAAGUUUUAAAGCAGAAGCUUGACAUUCUAAAGGCUCAAACCAUUCGAGCAUUGCAGCCCACAUCUGGAUCUUCCACAUAUGACUUUGUGUAUCUCUCAUGCAAACGCUUUUAUAAAUAUAAUGAAGUAUGCAAAAUGAUGUCUAUCCUAAAGAUCUCCCAGUCCAGAAUUCUUGAUAUUCACUUCCCUGCUCGUGGAGUAAUUGGACUUUUAGUUCAUAGAGAUUUCAAAUCUGAAUUGAUUGAUCUUCUUCAUAAACAGAAGAUCGUGCCAAUUUCCCAUUUCAGCCCUUUGGAUGGCAAAAUUAUCUGUGAUCCCAAACUUGCUUUGGAGUCCUUGGAUGUCCAUGCUUCCAAAGCUCAAGAGCUGUUUGAUAAGAGAAUAUUACGUACAUGUCUCCACCAACCUGCACUGGAAAAAAGUAGAAAAAUACUGACGUGUAUAUAUGGGCAAAUGGUACUGGAAUAA
This is a messenger RNA of Phycomyces blakesleeanus NRRL 1555(-), 1098 nucleotides long. RefSeq lists its product as hypothetical. The record is from RefSeq and is a predicted model, not a curated record. The transcript is spliced from 2 exons. The coding region runs from base 1 to 1098 and encodes 365 amino acids. NCBI's taxonomy places the organism in Eukaryota, Fungi, Mucoromycota, Mucoromycetes, Mucorales, Phycomycetaceae.